This is a messenger RNA of Peromyscus leucopus (white-footed mouse), 2234 nucleotides long. RefSeq names its product claudin 6 (gene Cldn6). Gene Ontology annotation, biological process: bicellular tight junction assembly; cell adhesion. Lineage: Eukaryota; Metazoa; Chordata; Mammalia; Rodentia; Cricetidae. Gene Ontology annotation, cellular component: bicellular tight junction; plasma membrane. Bases 929 to 1594 code for a protein of 221 amino acids. Gene Ontology annotation, molecular function: structural molecule activity. The transcript is spliced from 3 exons. The record is from RefSeq and is a predicted model, not a curated record.
ACACCUAGAUUUUCUUUGGUUUGUUUGUUUUGUUUUGUUAGAAUCUUGCCUUAUAGCCCAGGCUGGUCUCUAUUUCCGGAUUCUCCUGUAUCAGUAAACGGUACUACAAGCAUAUCCAUGCUGUAUUAUUUUUUUAAGAUUUAUAUUUUUGUGUACGUGUAUGUGCCACAUGUGUAUGAGUGUCCCUGGCGUCCAGAAGAGGGCAACGGAUCUCCUAGAGAUGGAAUUACAGGUGGUUGGUUAUAAGCUGGGUGUAAAAACCCCAUUCACCUGGAAGAGCAGAAAGGCUACUAACCGGUGAGCCAUCUUUCCAGACCCACAUGCUGCUUUCUUAAGAGCCUCAGGGUAUACAAAAACAAGGAGAUAUCUCAGCGGGUAAGGAUGCCUGCUGCUAAGCCUGGCAAUCUGGGUUCGAGCCCCAGGGCCUAUAGAGUGGAAGACGAGAACCAACUUCCUUAUCAGUUCUGACCACAGGCAAGCAGUGUGACAGUCCCCCCCCCCAAAAAAAAGUAAUGUGCCCUUUAAUUUGUACCUUAGACUUACAUAGUAACUUGCAAACUUGUCUCCAUUCGCAAAGUAAGAAACUGUGGCUGUGGGAAGUUGAGUGAAUUCUCAAGUCACAGCUCGGGUCGCUGAACUCAGCAGGUAGCAGGUGUUGCCGCUGGAGUCGCCGGCCACUAAGGGACGUGGCUGAGAAAAGCACUCCGGCGGUUGUCAGGGAGGGGGUCUCUGCCCCUCCCAGAGGGAGGUGGUCCAGUGACGUCAUUGCGACUUUAAGACCCCUUGCCUCCGCCCUCGUCCCUACUUUCGACUUGGGAAUCUUUGCAGUCUGUUUUGCAGGCUUGAUAACCAACCAGCCCCGGGUGGCCGAGCCGGACAGGACGCCCUCGGACAAAGCUGAGUGAGCACUUGCCCCCUCAACCUCACCAUGGCCUCCGCCGGUCUGCAAAUCUUGGGGAUCGUCCUGACCCUGCUUGGCUGGGUCAAUGCCCUGGUGUCCUGUGCCCUGCCCAUGUGGAAGGUGACAGCCUUCAUCGGCAACAGCAUCGUCGUGGCCCAAAUGGUGUGGGAGGGGCUGUGGAUGUCCUGUGUGGUCCAGAGCACCGGCCAGAUGCAGUGCAAGGUGUACGACUCACUGCUGGCGCUGCCCCAGGACCUACAAGCCGCAAGGGCCCUCUGUGUCAUUACCCUCCUCAUUGUCCUGCUUGGCCUGCUGGUCUACCUCGCUGGAGCCAAGUGCACUACCUGUGUGGAAGACAAGAAUUCCAAGUCUCGGCUGGUGCUCAUCUCUGGGAUCGUCUUUGUCGUCUCCGGCGUCCUGACCCUCAUUCCUGUCAGCUGGACGGCCCACUCUAUCAUUCAAGACUUUUAUAAUCCCUUGGUAGCUGAUGCUCAAAAGCGGGAGCUAGGGGCCUCCCUCUAUCUGGGCUGGGCAGCCUCGGGCCUUCUGCUGCUGGGUGGGGGGCUGCUGUGCUGCGCCUGCUCCCCUGGAGGGCCCCGGGGACCUGGCCAUUACAUGGUCCGCUAUUCUACAUCUGCCCCACAUUCGGUCUCUCGCGGACCCUCUGAAUACCCCACCAAGAAUUACGUCUAAUGCUCGCUGGGGAGUGAGGCGCUGCUGGCCAGGCCAUAGGGCCUCGAGCUGAGCCAUCAAGAAAUGGUGCCUGGUAGUCUUGGGGUUGUUGAGUUUGUUUCUGUUUUGCAGUACUGGAUAUUGAACCAGGGCCCCACACUUUGUAAGCCAGCACUCUACCAAUGAGCUGUAUGGUACCAGCCCCUCGGGUUGGUUUCGAGACAGGCUGUCCUUCCGGAGCUGACUGACCUCCAACUCUAGUUUAAUUGCCUCAACCUGAGCCCAGGCUCUGCAGCUCGCAUUUCUCAUUUUUAGAUUAUGCAUCGGGAGGGGUGAUACUUCUAGUUUGUGUCUUUAUUCACUCUGGGCACCUUCUGCAGAACCUGUUCUGAGACUGCUUUUGGACCUGGCCUUUGUGAUCCCCAAGAUGGCCUGUCCCAAGAGUUCCCAGUCCUGGAAGGUCAGGUGAUAAGUUACCAAAGAAUUUUCUACUCCAAGUCUUCCAACCUUUUGCCCCUACAUCCCAUGACCAAAGUUACCGUGUGCUCUCCCCCAAAUCAGGUCCCAGCUGUGCUGUAGACCCUUCACCCCCUUUUCUCUUACCUUGCACAUUUCCCUACCCACACAAUGAUUUACCAAAUAAAACAUGAUUUUUAUAGUG